AAGGCAGCCACCUCCCUGAAACUGGCCGGGGGGCCCGGUUUGCUCUCCAGCACACGCCAGGGCCACUUGCCUGCUGGAAUGGCCCGGACCAUUGAGAUAGAAAGCAAUGCGAGCAGUACUGGGAACUGCAUUUCUCCGGAUGCAAGAGACAGUCCCUUAUUUGUUGCUCAGCCAUAAUUGCCCUUGAACUGAGUGGCCAUUUCAGACUGUGAUUGAGGAUCAGCAUCAUUGCAGUAGGCCUGGAGUCACACGUAGGCCAGGCAAGUUAUCGAAUGGAAGUGACUUAGUGACUACAGAGAAGAAGAAUAAAGGAACUCUCAUUGGCGUUCUGGUCAACAUUUAUCCCUCAGCCAUCACUAUGAAGAGAAGGCUAUGUGUUGCAGUCUGUGGGAUCUUGUUGUGUCAAAGCUAGCUGUUGUUUCUCCUACAUUAUAAAAUUGACUACAUUUCAAAAAUACUUUAUUGGCUGUAAAGUGUUUGGAGAUAUCCAGUGACCAUGAAAGGCUGUAUAAUAAUGAAAGUCUUUCUUUCCAUGCUCCCAAAAAAGCAAAGGAAAGCUAAGAGAGAGAACACCAUUAUGUGGAAACUGUGCAGAUGUUUGGACUGUAGAGAUAAUCAGGUCAUUGCCAAGGUCAGCUGGGAACACGUUACUUCAUGGGUUAUGCUGAUGGAGCUUCCUGACAACUCUAAAAGACCCAUUCAAAUUCUAUUUUAUAUUCAAGGAAAGAUGCAGAUGGCACUCAUGAUGUUCUUAAAGUUUAUGUGCUACUUGGUGAGGCUGGUACAAGCUCGGUUUUGUUGCUCCCUUUACAAAGGCACAUGCAAUGAGUUAAUAAAAUGUGAGGCUGGAUGAACACAGCAGGUCAAGCAGCAUCUCAGGAGCACAAAAGCUGACGUUUCGGGCCUAGACCCUUCAUCAGAGAGCUUCAUCAGAUCUCUCACAUGCAAUGAGUUACGCCUGUUUGGACAAUGUGACAGGGGACAUCCUGUGUCUUUGAAGGCAUAUCGAAGAAAAGAGCUAAAGUCUUCAACAGGGGAAAGAUUGAAGUGGUGAGAGGAAUUUAAAUGGAGUUGGAAACAUGGAUGGGGAUUCGUGACAGAACAAUGAACAGCCUGUUAAGCCAUUUGUGGAUUAUGGGUACAACUGCCAGUGCCGCUCAACAAACAGUAUCCAUAGGACAACCCAGCGACAAUGGCCAGAGCAAUGAGACGACAGACAGCAGGCGAUCAAUUAGUGUCAACUCCUUCCAGACACUCAGCAUUCACAACAAGGCCAAAUCCAUCAUCACCAACAAGGUGGCACCCGUGUUGAUCACGUAUAACUGUAAAGAAGAGUUUCAGAUUCAUGAUGACUUGUUAAAAGCAAACUAUAUAAUUGGGAAAAUUUCAGAUAACUUGCCGGAACACUAUCUUGUUCAGGGAAAGUAUUUCAUGGUUUGUGAUGUCUACAAUAAGAUAGAUGUCUUGAACACUACUGGCCAGUAUGGAGUGCCCAACUUCAGGCAGGCCAAGGGAAGCUACCCAGUGUUCGGAAUGGGCCAACCUAGCCUUAAUGGCUUUAAACAAGUUCUUCAAGUGUUUGAGCAGGAAGGUUAUGAGGAAAUUCUGUUUUUCUGCGUUCGUGAGGAGCCUGUGGUUUUCCUGCAUGUCAAGAAUGACUUUAUCCCGUACACUCCCCGGAGCAAAGAAAAUCUUCACGAAAACCUUCGUGACUUAGGAAGAGACGUAGAAGUGGAAAAACUAGAGCUGGCCAUCAGGAAGGAGCUUUAUAACUUUGCUCAGUUGAAUGAAAACAUCAAUUACGUCUAUAAUGACAUAGAACAUUUUAAGGAUGAGCCUCGGACAAUCUGUAUUUACAGUGAAGAGGAUAUCAAUGUAACAGAAGAGGUUUACAAAAGACCUUUCUUUACCAAGCCAUCUUGUAGGUACUAUCGAUUACCGCUGCCUGUGGAUGGGUUACCACUACAGUCACAGAUAGAUGUCUUUAUUAAUUCACUCAGGGAGACUCCAAAUCUCUUGCUUCUUCAGAACUCUGAAAGUCCCCCUCCUGCAUUAAUCUUCAGCUGUCAGGUUGGAGUUGGCAGGACAAAUUUAGGGAUGAUACUGGGAACCCUUGUGAUGUGUCACAGGAAGAGCUUUCCUGAAAAAUGGGGAGAUGAUCAGAAUACCAGCGUUAAAAAGAAGGAGCAAUUGCAGAUGAUCCAAAACUUUGUGAAGGCCCUACCAAUGGGACAACAAAUUGUGGAAGAGGUGGACACAGCCAUUGCUCUCUGCUCCGAAAUGCAUGACAUUAAAGAAGAUAUCUACGAGUACAAGCAGAAGCUGGAGGUUAUUGGGGAGAAUUGCCAAGUUGAGGGCAACAGCACCAAAGAAUAUUUUCUCCAAAGAAUACUACAGAGUGCCGAGCGUUAUUUCUAUCUGAUUGCUUUUAACUACUAUCUGCAUGAACAGUAUCCUUUGGCCUUUUCGCUUAACUUUAGCAGGUGGAUGUGCAGGCACCCUUGGAUGUACAGACUCUUGGCUGGUAUGAAUGUAUCUGAGCUUACUGCACCUUGUGACUUAGUAACAAAAGGCAUCAGAGUUUUGGUUGCGGACGAAGCUCUGGAUGUGCUAAGCACUGUGAGAGAAAUGAAAGUGGCCAAUUUCCGACGGGUCCCAAAGAUGCCAAUCUACGGCAUGGCACAGCCUAGUGCAGAGGCUUGUGGCUUGGUCCUGACAUACUUGAGUGAUGAGAAGAGGAAUUACAGCAACAUUCUGUGGGUGACCUUACGGGAGGAGCUUGUGCUGGAUGGAAAUGGCCAAGUAUAUACCCCCCGUGAACCAACCUGCUUGGAACAGCCUAUCAGUGUACCCACCAGUUCAUCAGAGCAGUUGGAGAAACUAGAAAGUGGCCUUAAAAAUGAGAUUUUGGCAUCGCAGAAGUUGCUUGAAAUACAGCUGGAGCAAGAGAAGCAGACGAAGUUGUUUACAAGUUGUCUCACCAUGCAGGAGAUUUUCAACCAACUGAAGAGUUCCCAUCAGGGCCUACUGUACAGACGUGUCCCCAUCCCUGACUGUAGUGCUCCAAGAGAAAAGGACUUUGACAAGUUAUUUGAAGCCAUGAAAGCAGUUUUCGCAGAUGAUUCCCACUCAGCAAUUGUAUUUAACUGCCAUAAUGGCAAAGGAAGGACAACGACUGCCAUGGUGCUGUCGGUCCUCGUUUUCUGGCACUUCAAGGGAAUUCCUGAAAAUAGUGAAGAAGAACUCGUGAGUGUGCCAGAUGCCAAGUAUACAAAGGGAGAAUUUGAGAUUGUGAUGCAGAUAGUUCGACUGUUGCCCAAUGGAAACAAAAUGAAGAAGGAAGUAGACCUGGCUCUGGAUAUUGUGAGCGAGACCAUGACUCCUAUGCAUUACCACUUAAGAGAAAUCGUUAUCUGCACUUACAGGCAGAUUAAAACAGCCAAAUCUGAGAAGGAAAAGCAGUUGCUACAGCUGCGAAGUUUGCAGUACCUGGAGCGAUACAUUUACCUCAUCCUCUUCAAUACCUACUUGCAUUUGGAAAAGCAAGAUUCCUGGCAAAGACCCUUCAGCACUUGGAUGUAUGAGGUUGCAGCCAAGGCUGGAAUCUUUGAGAUCCUGAAUCGCUUGGGAUUCCUAGAAUUUGAAGACCCUGAGAACAUACCCCUCUCUCAACUGUGUUACCGCUGGUUGCAACAAAGUACAAACAGGCUUCCUUUCCGAGGCGAGUUUGCUUAGUUCCCUUCUUUGCUCUAUGAGCUGAUGGACGAUGGACUGCCUUUCCAGUAGUUGUACAGUACUGACACUCGUAAAUCAUUGGAAGUGUUCACCAUUCUGCUUGGAUGUACAUAAAGCACCGAAAAAGUUGCAAACAAUGGACAAACAUUGGAAUCAAAACUAGUGUGAGCGCUACAGAGAGUCAGUGAAGAAGGACCAAUCUGGAACACUCUCACAGAGAACUGAUGCGGAUUCAAUGGGCUGAGUGCUCUUCUGUACCAUAAACAACAUGGCUUUAUAUCAGAGGACUAAGUUGUUGCUUAAUAUUCUUGAACACACAGAAUGAAAGUUAUUAGAAAGGCUCCUUCAACCAUAGAGAAAGAACAAGACAUAGUCGGUCUGUUGAGAGUGCUUCAAAAAUUUGCAAUGAUCCAAUUCCAACCUUAAUAAGACAGUAGCAUUAGGCACUACACUGUCUUUACAGAAAUGAGCAUUACUACAAAAUGCUAAGUCUACAAAAGGACGUGGGUAUGCAUUAAAUAGGAAAACCGUCAUGCAAUCAGAAUCCUUCACUCACUAGACUACUUCUUCAACGACCCACUGUUGUAUAUCCUCUGACCUUUUCUUAGAAUUUAGUGACUAUACUGUAGAGCGUAUGUUCAAUUUAUAACAAGUCAUAACACAUUCUUUUCAUUUGGAAUUUCUGAAUCUUGCAAUUGAUGUGAAACUUAAAGCAUUUCCACUGUACGUUAAAUGUGCAACAUUAAUUUCUUUUGGAAUAACCUGAUUUGUUUGGCACAGGAAAUAACUGAAUAAGUGAAACGUAUUAGUUAAAGUUAUCUACUUAGAUUCCAGAUGCACUAUCUUUUUUUCCCCACUCAAUUUUGCUGAGUUACAGCUGUUUUGGUAUAUCCAGCACAGUUUUGUGCUUUUGCUGUUCAACACCACAGUGUUAUCACAAAUAAUUCAAUGUUUAUCUCUUUUGUGCCUUUUAAAAUGGAGAAAGAUUGUUAUAGUGGUUUCAGUUCUGGUUUUUGCUAAUUAUAUAUUUCAGUUAAAAUGUUUCAACAAUGCCUUUUUACAAUCAUUACAAAAUGACUUUGUUAACACUGCUGGAGUUAGAUAUAAUGCUCAUUUCAAACCAGAAGGACUGUUCACCUGUGUCCUAAUGAGGACAAAAGCUUGUUUAAUCGGACCUUUAACGAGGGUUUUGUGGAUGCCGAAUAGUAUUUGUAAAUAAAGGGAAUAUAUGUUUUGUACUUUUAGAGAAUUUAUAUAUUUAAAACCUUGAAUCAUGAAUAACCUUUGAGAAGUUUAAUGGUUCUCCCACUCCCAAAGGUAAAAUUGACCUGCUUAUAGUUUAAUUAUCUUCUUUGUUCUUUCAGCUACUUUAUAUUAGGCUAACAGUCAGAAGUAAUGUUCUUUUCCAAACCUAAAAAAGUUAACAUUAGAAUAGCAACUUAAGUUUAACAAAUCAUAACUAGUAUCAAAUCUGGCAUGGAGUGCAAUGCCCAAAGCUUAUCCUUUUUUAUAUCAUCCAGAGUGUUUCCAGAUUCUUUUCUGGAUUUUAGCUCUUCCUUUCCUUUGGUUUAACCUGUUAUUUCCAGUUGCUUUGUCUGGAUUGUCUGAUGCUCAGGCACAAUGUCCAGUGAAAAAAUCUAAGAGAAGGUGAUUCAGCAACCUAAAAGGACUGAGUUUGUUGAAUUACUCGCCAAGCUGGCUUGUUCUCAUUCAAGUGUACAAACAGAUCAGCAGUCCACCAACGGGGUCAACCAUCUCAGGACUCAUCGCAGAAGCAGUCAUGUAAAGACUAGAACACACCACCCUCCCCCACAUUCAACCUAAACUAUGGAUCCGGUACGUAGAUGACACAUUUAUCAUUAGUAAAUGCAACAAAUUUGAAGAGACGUAUCACCUCAUCAACAGCAUAUUUGCAGGGAUUAAAUUCACAAGGGAAAAAGAAAACAACAAUCAACUUCCGUUUCUGGAUGUUAAAGUUGAGCGUAUGACCGACGGGGAGUUCCAAACCUCAGUAUACAGAAAAGCAACCCACUCUCAACUUCCACAGCAACCACCCAACGUCCACAAACAAAGCUGCAUUAGGACACUAUUUAAAAGGGCCAAGACACUGCAACACUCCAGAACUAUGUAGGAAAGAGGAACAGCACCUAUACAAAAUCUUCGCUAUAAAUGGAUAUCCCCACAACUUCAUCCAUGGAUGCCUACUAAACAGACAACAACAGGAGGACACAGUAUGCCCUAAUACGCUGGUCACAGUGCCCCACACCACGAACAUAUUGGAACUGAUGAAUGAGAACAAGCCAGCUUGGCGAGCAAUUCAACAACUUCACCCUUAACCUAAGCCACAGAUCUUUGCCAAAACUUAAAAGGGCUAUUAACUAUUGUACUGCCAUGGUUAUCAUGCAGAUUUUUUCAGAAUUUUGAUGACUGCCAAAUAAGAUCCCUUUGAUUUAGAGCAGGAGAGGGAGACUUGCUGAAUUCUGCUAUAUGCAACUGCUUCACUUUGGAAUUAAAUGAAGACAUAGAAGCUAUACUGGGGAAUGGAAAGCAGAUGCAAUGGGGAGGAGUAAGAAAGGGAUGUCUGGACUACAAAAAAAAGUUACUUGCUGGAGAACCCAAAAAAUACACUCAACACUCUUAAUGCUAGGACAGAUGAUAGGCUUUGUUAUGUUGAAGAAUAUGCCAUUGAGAAGGAUGCUAUCAGGUUGAAUCUGCCCAAGAAUCUAGCCAGAAGCAGUGCACUUCAGUUAUGUUUUCCUUUGAUUUUCUUUAUACCUAUUCAACAGGCAUAUUUUCACCUGAUCAUCAGUGUGUUUGAAAAUAAUUGACAGAUCAUGGUUUCUUAAAUGGGAUUUUGGAAUAACAUUGUAGAUACCUUUGUAGAUGUGGUUGCUUAUAUUUUUAGUGGCAAGAUUCCCAAUCAUAGGAUUACUUGUAUACCCAAGGAACAAAUGCUUAAUUCACAUCAGCUGCCAGCAACUCAAUGAAUAAACAUGGAAACAGCACCUCACUGUUUAUUACAAUAUUGUGUUGUGAACUGACAAUUCAUCAAGCAUAUUUUUGUUUCCACGGUUUCAGUUAAUGAAUGGAGAUUAAUUCCUUACCAUCAGGAUUACAGCAAUAUAAUUUAUAAAGAAACAUAACACAUUCAUAUUUAUUAAAGAAACAUUGCAAUUAUUUAUUUGUUAACUCAUGUGUCCACAAUGCAAGAAAAUCUGCUUGACCUAGAUAGUACCUUCCACCAGAGUGAGUCAGCACUUGUCUAACCAGUGUAAUGUAAUGGUUAGGAUCUAGUAUGUUUACAUAAAUGUACAACUCAAUCUUAAAAAUUGAAGAGCCGAUCAACAAGAAGUACAUUUGACUUCCUUAGGAAUUGUUGCCAUAUUUCUUUAAUUGGCUAUUGGUUAAUUAAAAGAAAUUUGCAUGUCUAGCCAGUCUUGUAACACAAACUCGGAAACCAGCUGUCGUUCCUCCCUGUAUUAUUCGCUGGUUGGGCUUUUCAUCUCAUUAGAUAGGAAUUGGAGUGAAAGUGAAUCUUUAGGCAGCUGAAAGCAAACAUUCUCAUCUGGAAGUUUAAUACUAGAUGUGGUUCAGAACUUGUAUUGAAUGGCAUAGUAAGAUAGGAUGAGGCUUUGAAGAUGUUGUGGUAACAGGGAAACAUUCUUUCUAAAAGCAGGAAGAAAAACACCACAAUCCCAUUUGUUCCAGUUAUAACUUCCCUGUAAUUGAAGGUUACACUGGAAUCUGUUUUAAAUUGUAAAAGAAAUUCACUGUUGUUUUGCUACUGUUAGAAAGCCUGCCAAGACAUGACCAUUAGCUAGAGAUUUACAGUUAGUCUUACUUUCUUGAACCACACUCCAUCAAGGUACCAGAAGUUAAUGUCCCACUCAAGAAAAGUUUUGCAGGUUCAAUCUUAUUUGCAGAACAGCCAUAAAUAGUAGCCUUCAGUUCAUUCUUUCUUGGUGAUUUAAAACUAAGUGAUAAUAUCCUUGGACAUCACCUUACAAACCUGCAAGUUUGACCAGCUUGAAGGAUAAGGGCGGAAAAUGGAUGGGGAACACCAUCACCCACAAAUUCCUCUUCAAAUCAUACACCAUCUUGAAUUAGAAUCACAUUGCUGUUCCUUCAUUGUCACGAGGUGGAUCAAAACCCUGCAAUUCCCUCGCUACAGUACUUUGGGUAUCCUCAUACUAUACAGAGUGCAACAGUUCAAGAAGGUGGCUCACCAAGGCCAAUGCAAUUAAAGAUGUGCAAUAAAUGCUGGCCUAGUUACGUUACAUGACCAGAUAUUUUAAAAAUGCUCCCAUUUGAAGAAGAGUAAUUCACCUAAUGUCCUGGCCCAUAUUUUUUAUUCAACCCACAUUACUGAAAUGGAUAAUCUCACUAUUAUUUGUGGGACUUUAUCGCACAUAAACUGACUAAUGCAUUUACCUACAAUAGAAUCAUUGCUAUUCUUCAGUGGCAAUAUAGAAAAUUUACAACAUUUCAAGGUCAUAAAAGACAUCUUAAGUUGUAGUCUUUGUUUUAAUUGUCUCUAGUAAGGCCACCCAAGAAAGCAACCUCAUUGAAGUGAUCCUCUGGCUAUUUAAUGAAGCUAAAUGAACCAAUGCCUUUUAAUUUAUAGGCCUGUAACUUUGAAACCUCCCUGUAAAAAUGAAAUAUUUUUAAGUUUCAUACAAUUUCACGUAUAGCUUAUCACUGGUUUGCUGUUUUGACAAAUAGCUCACAUGCUGCCAAAUGUGAGACAGUGCCUUAUGCAUAAUAGUACAAAUUCAGAAAAAAGGGUAAUACAUCAGCAAAGGAGUGCUAAAAUCAUGAUUUAUUAGAUUUUGAAAUGCGUUUUCCAAUGAUAAUCUAUUUUCCAGACGUAGUUUAGAAAAAAAUGUAAAUUACUUAUUCAAUUAAUUUGUGUGUAGAUUUUAUUGCCUUAUUUUAAUAAUGUGUUCGUUUUAAGUAUGCAAACUGUUUCUGUGCUAAGUUGGAAACAGAUCUGUGAAUUCUAUCAUUCAAAAGAGAAAGGAAAAGAACAUUUUCACAAAGUGAUGAAUAUUAUCUCAAAGGAUUUCAGCACUGAGUCAAAAUGAUCGUGUGCUGACGGGGUACUGUUUAGAGAUUUACUGUUUCACUAUUGUAAAGCUUGUCUUUUGUUUGCAAAGAGUAACUUGUUUGCAACAUUUUAAAAUUUACGAAGUACGGCACUUUCUGUGAACGGCAACACUUUUCACAAUGCUUAAUUUCGUGGUACA
This is a messenger RNA of Stegostoma tigrinum, 8981 nucleotides long. Its product is annotated as paladin. Lineage: Eukaryota; Metazoa; Chordata; Chondrichthyes; Orectolobiformes; Stegostomatidae. The transcript has 22 exons. The record is from RefSeq and is a predicted model, not a curated record. Bases 1066 to 3735 code for a protein of 889 amino acids.